This is a messenger RNA of Durusdinium trenchii, 1245 nucleotides long. NCBI's taxonomy places the organism in Eukaryota, Dinophyceae, Suessiales, Symbiodiniaceae. The record is from the annotation of a GenBank genome assembly.
AUGGCUAUUCUGGUUUGCAAAGUUGCUGCUUUGGGUUCAAGAUUCAAGAUUCUGGUGGGAACCUCAAAACGCGUUUGCUGUUCCAGCAAAGAGCCGCACAGGAAGAAGGGACUUCCACGCAUUGUGCAUGGACGGGAUGCCGGACAGUGCGUUUGGAGGUGGCAGGUCAGUCUGCGAUCCAAGCACGAUCCAAAAAUUGCUGUCCCAUUUUGUGGUGGAACGCUCAUUGCGCCCGGAUGGAUCCUGACAGCAGCGCACUGCUUGACGAGAAUGAACGUGUGUAAAAUGAGGAGAAUACGGGUGGUUGCGGGAGACUGGAAGCAAUUUUCGAAUGAGGAAGCUGCAAGUGGCAUGUCUGUGGAACGGCGAGUUCGACAGAUUUUCACCCAUCCGUUGUAUAGCAAGGAGGCAUCCUCUGACUUUGAUUUUGCGCUCUUGGAGUUGGACAAAGAGAUGCCGAUGAGCGACUGCAUCGGUGUGGCCUGCUUGCCGACCAGCGCUGACAAGCCUGGCAUGGAGUGCAAUAUCACUGGGCCCACUCCAGAGGUGCUGCAGGAAGCAUCCGUGGGAGUCUUAGAUGUUCGAAGCGACGGAUUCGAAGAAUUGGGCGACGAUUUGGUGCAAUUGGUUGACAACAAUGACUGUGAACGCUACUAUGCCGAGUCCAAUGAAACCAUCACGGCUGCUAUGGUUUGCGCCAACGGUAUUUCUGAAGCAGGAAUUACCGACACCUGUCAGGGUGAUAGUGGCGGCCCUUUGAUUUGUGAAGAAUCGGGUCGUUUUGUGCUUCGGGGUGUUACAUCCUGGGGAGAUGGAUGCGGAUUAGCACACUUUCCGGGUGUUUAUGCCCGUGUCACUUCCGCCCUUGAUUGGAUUCACAAUGUCAUGGAGGGCCUGAUUCGUUCAGAUCUAGACACCGAUACAGCGGAUUUUGGGGGAGCCAUGUGGACAGUUCUUCAAGGCCCCUGCACAAUGGACGAUUCAGAUUGCAUUCUGAGUCCCAAUUUCCCUGGAAACUAUUCUGCCAAGCAAGCUUGCAUCAUUGCGGUCAACGUAACAGCAGCAGUGGCAAUCCAGGUGCAAAGCUUCUCCACAGAAGAAGCUUAUGACUCGCUGCUUGUGAAUUGCAAGACCUACUCUGGAAAAGAGGGGCCGCAGGGAAUUACACCAGACACCAACAUCUACUGGCUCUCAGAUCAUAGCAUCAACGCCGCAGGUUGGAAGAUAUGCCCCUUGUAUGACUAA